AUGUCUGCCCAUAUUCCCAUUGCUGUGCGUGACCGCGUGAGCGAGCGCGCACAGAAGAUAUUGGACAUUGUAGCCAAGUUUGUCGAGGAAGACUGCAUUCCGGCCGAUCCUGUAUUGGAGGUUCAGAUUGGAGUGGGCGAUGAGAGAUGGCAGUCGCAUCCGCCUAUCCUCGAGGACUUGAAGAAGAAAGCCCGGUCUCUGGGCCUGUGGAACAUGUUCCUGCCCAAGGGCCACUACAAGGAGUCGCCUGGCUUCACCAACCUCGAGUACGGCCUGAUGGCCGAGUGGCUGGGCAAGUCGAGGGUUGCCUCUGAGGCCGUCAACUGCUCCGCGCCGGACACGGGCAACAUGGAGGUGUUGGCCAAGUAUGGCAAUGACGCACAGAAGGCGAAGUGGCUCAAGCCGUUGAUGGAGGGUGAGAUCCGCUCCGCCUUCUUGAUGACGGAGCCCCAAGUCGCUUCGUCCGAUGCUCGCAACAUUGAGAUGAAGAUCGUGCAGGACGGCGACUACUACGUUCUCAAUGGCCAGAAAUGGUGGUCCAGCGGUGCGGGAGACCCUCGCUGCAAGGUCUACAUCGUCAUGGGCAAGACCGACGCCGGCAACAAAGACCCCUAUAAGCAGCAGUCAGUCAUCAUCGUGCCGGCCGACACCGAGGGCAUCACGAUUCACCGCAUGCUGUCAGUCUACGGAUACGACGACGCGCCGCACGGCCACGGGCACAUCACCUUCAAAAAUGUCCGCGUUCCGGCGAGCAACAUGGUGCUUGGCGAGGGCCGCGGCUUCGAGAUCAUCCAGGGCCGUCUUGGCCCCGGGCGCAUCCACCACGCGAUGCGGACGAUUGGCGCCGCCGAGCGGGCCCUGGAAUGGAUGCUCAUGCGCAUCAAUGACCCCAGGAAGACCACCUUUGGCAAGCAGCUGCGCGAGCACGGCGUCAUCCUCGAGUGGGUGGCCAAGUCCCGGCUCGAGAUCGACGCUGCGCGGCUCGUCGUGCUCAACGCCGCCAUCAAGAUGGACGAGCAGGGCCCCAAGGCCGCGCUCAAGGAGAUUGCCCAGGCCAAGGUCUUGGUCCCGCAGACCGCGCUGACCGUCAUUGACCGGGCGGUCCAAUCGUUUGGCGGAGCCGGUGUCAGCCAGGACACGCCGCUGGCAAAUAUGUGGGCGCAAAUCAGGACGCUGAGGUUGGCGGACGGCCCGGAUGAGGUGCAUCUGCAGCAGAUGGGCAGGAACGAGAACCGGCAAGGCAAGGUCGUUGCUGAGAAGAUUGCCGCGCAGAGGGCGAAGACGGAGCAGCUGAUGAAGCAGUACGGCGCGAAGCGGACCGAGCUUGGUUCCAACAUCAAGCGGUCCAAUAACUGA
Messenger RNA from Parathielavia appendiculata, 1356 nucleotides. RefSeq names its product acyl-CoA dehydrogenase NM domain-like protein. Bases 1 to 1356 code for a protein of 451 amino acids. Gene Ontology annotation, molecular function: acyl-CoA dehydrogenase activity; flavin adenine dinucleotide binding. The record is from RefSeq and is a predicted model, not a curated record. The transcript has 4 exons. Lineage: Eukaryota; Fungi; Ascomycota; Sordariomycetes; Sordariales; Chaetomiaceae. Gene Ontology annotation, cellular component: cytoplasm. Gene Ontology annotation, biological process: fatty acid beta-oxidation using acyl-CoA dehydrogenase.